AACUGUCACUCUUAUGGGUCUCAAGGACCACCCAAUCUUCGCUUUCAAUUUGAUCUAUGGUGCACGUUUGUCUAUAUGUUGCCCAGAUUGUCCUUAUGCACCCUGUGAACUAUUCUUUUUCCUAAUCAUACUCUUAUUUGCAUCAAAGUGGGAUUAAAUUGGUUCUGCAUAAGUUGUCAUAUGCAUGUCGGAUUGUGUUACCAUGAAGUAGGAGAUGCUUGACUGUUUUAUACUACAGAAGUUGUCAGUCUUAAAGGGUACCAUAUCCAUGUGAGACUAUCAGCUGGCUAAACAAAUUUCCAGAGCCAAGUUGGUUAAUUGCGAGAUAUCUGGUGCCAAGGGCAAUAUGGAAUGUCAUUUGGAGCUCAAUAGAAACUUGAGGGACCAGGAACUCUUGCAGGUAGUCUACAGUCAAUCAUCACACCAAGCAUGCCAAAGUACAAAACUGGGAGAUAGGUUCAAACUAGAGAGGAAUGGCACCUCUUCUGCAGAUUUUCAUCCUAAAAUAGUGAGAAAUUUGGACAAUGUAUCACAAAAGCCACAAGCACUUCACCAAAAGCAACGAGCUAGGAGUAAGGCAGAUGAACUUGUUAGAUACAUGUCAAGUUUGCCAAGUUAUUUGGAGACAGGAAAAAACCUCCAGGAGAAAGCUUUGAAUGUUGGGGUCCUUCAAUGGCGCCGUCUAGAGAAGUGGCAGUAUAACCACAGACAGGUUGCCGAACGAAGUUGCAAGUCUUCACCAUCCAACAGCAAUGCCUCAUUGUUUUCCUCAACAGAGGGAUCAUCCUCCAAUUCUGGCGGAGGUCAUAGCUGCUCUCCUAUCAACCAGAUGAUGCACCGCCCUAGUCUGGAUUCUAAUCGAAACACAUCCCCUAACAGAGUCUCCUCCCUAGGCACCAAAUCCUUCCAGAGAAAUGGUGGAAAGUUCCAAGAUCUUGGAGCUAGCUCGAGUAACUACUUGAAAGUGUCACAGAGUAUCCUCAGCACACAUCAGUGUUUUAGCAAGUACACGGAGAACCGGGGUAAAGAGUGCAAAACCCCAGAUCAUGAUCCGGUAGGUAUUUCUGAGAAGGAGCUUCAAGAACUAGAAAAGCAUAGUUCCAUCUCAAAUUUGAAUGGAAAACUGAAGUUCCAUGUCCAUGAACUUUCGAAGGAAAAGGAAAGCUUGCAAAUUCCUUGUUGUAAGCCUAAUUCUGUUCAUGACAGCAUGAAUGGACAGCCACUAGUGGUACUCCAUCAGCCAAAAGUACUAGAAAUUAGAUCUGCUGCAUCAUUGAAUCAAUCUGAUUCAACUGGAAAACUGGUCCAGGGAUCAAUCGAAGCUAGUCGACAUAGCUUUUGUGAUAAUUCUAAUUCUGAUGUCCAGGAGCUCUCUUCUGAUAUACCGAGCUCUUGUCCACUUCCUCGUGAAGUUAUUACCCUAAGGGAUGCACAGAUCCAACAACCCUGUUCCGCAGCUGAAAGCACUACGAGGUUUUCCUCUGACCUAUUACCGUAUUCUAAAGUCUCAGCUAGUCCUAGCAGAAGUAGAAAUCUGGAAGGGAAGAAGUCAAGCAGAACACUUGAUUGUUCAGCUGAGGCACCAAACCUGAAAUUGGAGACUGAAGAGGAUAGAAAAGUCAGACAUCCUUCCCCAAUCCGCCGAUUAAUGGGUAGGAUAGGCAGGAGCUCAAAAGACACACCAUGUGCUCGACAGAGAAAUCUUGAGACUGAUAGAAUUUGCUCCAAGGAGGCUGAAACCUCCGUUUCCUCAGUUGAUUCAUCUUGCGACAAAUCAAAUGUCACUGGAAAAGGAAGGUCCAGUCCUUUGAGAAGACUGAUAGACCCAUUACUUAAGCCGAGGGCCAGCAACCUUGACCACUCUAUUGGUUCACCACAGAGAGAUUCAUCACCAAUAGACAGGACAGGUAAAUUAUCCAAGGGGCGAGGAGAGUCUGCUGCUCGACAUUCUGUGAAAGUGAGGUUAGAUCUUGGGAGCUGCAAAACAAUUGACAUUGAUCAUCCACAAGACAUUGGAAAAUGUGGCUCAUCAACAGUACAAGCACUUCUACAGGUAGCAGUAAAGAAUGGACUCCCUCUAUUUACAUUUGCAGUUGACAAUAGUAGCGAAAUUUUAGCAGCCACAAUGAGUAAGCUAGGUCCUGGUAAAAAGGAUGCUAACAGUUGGGUGUAUACUUUCUUCACUGUUCAUGAAAUGAAGAAAAGGAAUGGUAGUUGGUUAAACCAGGGAAGUAAAGAUAGAGCUCAUGGUUAUGUACCUAAUGUAGUAGCACAAAUGAAGGUUUCUGAUGUUGCAUCCACAAAGUUGAUUGGGCAAAACUUGGUGGACCAAUGUACCAUUAGGGAAUUCGUUUUGCUGGCUGCGAAGAAACGACGGGGAGAUAGACAGGCGUCGGAUGUACAGGAAAAUGACGAACUCACUGCUAUUGUUCUCAAUUUGCCUAAAAUGGCCGUAAGAAACUCAAGUGAAGGUGACCAGAGAACAUGUGAAGUCGAAAAGCUUUCAAUGGUGGACUUGAAAGUGCCUUCCCUUGACUUUUGUAGCUUUUCUGAGAGUAGGGAUGUUGAAGAGAGCGGGUGUUUUGCUGGAAGCGUGGACCCUUCCGGUCUUACAGUUGUACUUCCGGGUGGUGACCAUGGAAUACCUAGUAAAGGGGAACCUUCACCUUUAAUAGAAAGAUGGAGAUCAGGUGGAUCGUGUGACUGUGGGGGUUGGGAUGUUGGUUGCAGAAUAAAGGUUCUUAGCACUCAGUUUGGUAGGACGUCUGGUUCAGCUAAAGCCCAGUCGAGCACCAAAAAAUUCCAGCUUUAUUGUCAGGAACGAGGAUUGGACGAAAGGCCAAUUUUCAGCUUGUCACCGUUCAAGGAUGGUAUCUAUUCAGUUGAAUUUGACUCAUCUGUCAAAUUUCUACAAGCAUUCUCCAUAUGUAUUGCAUAUCUAAAUGGUUUCCAUCCAGCUAAAUUUUCUGAAUUCGGGUAUUUAUCUGAGAAUAAAUCUUCGGAAGAGAGUACAUUCUCAGAAACUGAUGAACCAAAGGUUUUCAACGGAGACCAACAAGAGUAUCCUGCAAGUAACAUCUACCAUCCUCCUGUUUCACCUGUUGGGAGAGUCUAGCUUGCUAGGACGUUCAUCAAUUUGAACUUGGCAAUGCAAUUCAGAUUGUAAAGUUUUGUCAUUAUAUGACUAAGCAACAAUAAGGUUUAUUCAUUAAACUGGAAAGUUCAGCCAGAAGGUAUACCCCUCGUGUUACAGGAGGAAAGAAUGAUGCCAACAACAGUUGUAUUUGUGUUACUGGGGCAUCAAAAGAGGCAUUGUCAUGUGUCCCUUUCUACUCGAUGCAAGUGUGCAUAUUGCUGUUGCUAAUUGAACUUCGUCUUGUGCAGUGUC
Messenger RNA from Coffea eugenioides, 3388 nucleotides. RefSeq lists its product as uncharacterized. The record is from RefSeq and is a predicted model, not a curated record. The coding region runs from base 347 to 3115 and encodes 922 amino acids. NCBI's taxonomy places the organism in Eukaryota, Viridiplantae, Streptophyta, Magnoliopsida, Gentianales, Rubiaceae. The transcript has 3 exons.